Camelina sativa (false flax) is the source of this 1110-nucleotide messenger RNA. Lineage: Eukaryota; Viridiplantae; Streptophyta; Magnoliopsida; Brassicales; Brassicaceae. The record is from RefSeq and is a predicted model, not a curated record.
AUGAUGAUGUCCGUAAUUCUUCCUUUAGAUAUGGUAGAGGAAAUACUAUCUAGGGUUCCAGCCACAUCUUUAAAACGAUUAAGAUCUACUUGCACACAAUGGAACGCUUUAUUCAAAGACCAAAGAUUUACUAAGAAACACUUUAGUAAAGCACCAAAGGAGUCUAUGGUUCUCAUGUUGAAGGAGUAUAGGAUUUUUUCAAUGAGCCUCGAUCUCAAAAGCUCCCCAUCUCUAGAGUUUAAGGGUGGCCUUGGCCUAAAGGAUUCUCAUUCUACUUUAGAAGAAGACGAUAUACAUUUAGUUGUUCAUUGCGAAGGUUUAUUGCUAUGCAUCACCGAAGAUAAUAGACCCGUGGUUUGGAACCCGUGUUUGGGCGAAACCAGGUGGAUCCAACCUAAAACCAGUUACGAGUGGAGCUCUACGUUUGCUCUAGGAUACGAAAAAACGAAAUCCGGCCAUAGCUACAAAAUGCUGAUGUUUUGGAAACGUGACAAUAACUUACCAUACGAACUUAGUGGGUCUGAUAUAUAUGAUUUUAACUCUGAUUCAUGGAGGGUGGUUGAUAAUAUUGUCUCUCUCGACUGCUUUCUGCUAUCAUAUAUUGGCGUCUCACUGAAGGGAAAUAGUUACUGGCUUGCUUAUGAUGCAAACGGCAAUCACUUCUUACUAUGUUUUGACUUUACAGCAGAGAGAUUUAAACCUAUGUGCCUUCCUCUGGUUGCUGGUCAGAUGGCUAUAUCAGUUGUUGGAGAUAAACAACUUUCAGUGGUUAGUCAGAGCGAUAGUACAAUAACGAUGUGGGUUACCAAUAAAACUGAUACUGACAUUAAAGGUGCGUUGGAGUGGAGCAAAUCGUUUACAGUGGAUAUACCCACCCGCGGUGCAUGGUUUCCAUAUUUAUUCAGUUUUUCAGUUGUCGAGGAGAAGAAAGUGACCUUGUGUAGUGAUGGAAUUUUGGUGACCGGCAGAAACAUGGUUUACAUUAUUAGAGAGGACGAAGAAUCUUAUACAGAAAUCACUUAUAUCGAACCUACAAACAUAUUCCAGUGGUGGUAUCCAUUUAUUUUCAAUUAUGUUCCAAGUUUGGUUCAAGUCCAACUAGAAGAAUGA